Molecule: messenger RNA, 5193 nt
Organism: Cladophialophora yegresii CBS 114405
Lineage: Eukaryota; Fungi; Ascomycota; Eurotiomycetes; Chaetothyriales; Herpotrichiellaceae
Exons: 1
Coding region: 1-5193 (1730 amino acids)
Molecular function (GO): protein binding
Source: RefSeq, a predicted model, not a curated record
AUGGAGCCGUGGCUUGACUCGCUGUCAGAGGACUGGAAGUCCGAGCAGCGCUCGUCGUCGCCGGUGCCUUCUUUGCCCAGUAGCCGUAUCCAUGGCAGCGUCGUCCUGUCCAGCUCUCAAAGCCGCAUCCCACACCUCGCAAACAAUAUGCGCCAAGAUUCUACCACUGGCAGUUUCCUGCGACACCGGUCAACACACGGCCGGGCUCGCCAGAGUGGCCGUCCUAUCCUUCGAGAACGAAGCGCAUCGAAGCUGAACCUCCCCGCUACCUUCGGCUCGCAAAAGACCUCGAGUCUGCCACGGCGAACUUCCAGCGCGUUUUCGGAGUCGCAAAACUCUGUACAACAUCACUCUGUGCGAGAAAAGGCUACGCUGGCAGAGACGCCUGAGUGGAAGAAGCGCCUUGCCGCAGGCGAAGACGUCAACAGUGAUGGCUUCGACCUCUUCUCGCCGUCGAAGUUGGAAGCCGUAUUCAAACAACCAAACUCUUCGCAACUGCACAGCGACAAGGAUGCUGACCCUACGGAAGCGGGCUUCAACCGCAAGCCCUUCAACGUACCCUCCUCCAAUCCUUUCCUUGAACAGUAUUCCAGUUACCGUGGCACCACCAGAACUCGUGUGAAUCUAGAGGUGCUGGAGGAGCUCAAUGAGGAUGAGGAGCCCGAACAAUACGGCCUUUCGGCAGUGUCGUCGGACGUUGUCAAGAAUGGUUCCCUCAGAGGACUGGUCAAGCAGCGGGUACAAUCGCUAGAGCGCACGGAGGACCCUCGCUCUGGUCAGUCAUCUCGAAAUAUAUCGUCCGCGGAGGAUCACAGAUGGAACACGAGCAGCGGGCUAGAAGAGCUAAAGAACGAGUUCAUCAGCCCGGUCACAGAGUCAAAACAGAACUCUAUCCGGAAUACCGUGCUACGCAAUCCUCUCGAUCUCGAUGUACAGGCACUACAGGGCAAGCUACAACAGGCGUGCUUGGAGGACGAUGCACGUCCAUCUUCCAGUGCGAGUGACAGCUAUAUCGACUAUGCCAGGAAGGACGACACUGAACAGCCCUUGCACGAUGAACCCUUACCCGACCUGACCUCACAGUCCCUACCGGACGACCUGUCAAUGGGCACUCAAGUCUUCGAGACAAACGGAGGCUUCAUCAAUUCCCGACGUGGUGGCCGUUCGAAUGAAGCCUCAUUCCACCGCAAAAGCCUGAGCUUGAGCCAGGAGCAUUCACGCCUCGACUCAAACACACGACCUGAUAUCCAGAUCAACAGCUCGCCGCCACUUCAUUCCCGGCAUUUCGACGAGAGCAUUGAAGAUAGUAGGAUCAGUGUCUCUGCGCCAGCAACCCCUCAAGACACCAGCGUCGUUCAUCACACAGACAGCCAUCUCCGGCCCACGUCUUCUGGUAGUCCGCUGAAGCUAUUUGGGAAUAGAGAUACAUACACAAACAACAAGUUGAUGCGCAUCUUGAGUCAUUUCGAAGAGCCCGUUUCCUCCCCCGGGCAACCGGGGCCCGAGGACUUAGCUGAGGGAGACCAAGAGCAUGCUCUGCGGAUGAGCCAAUUUGGCCAGGGUCAGCUCGAUGGGUUCGGCUUUGAGCAGAAUGUCCGCAAGCCGUCGCCUAUUCAGCCUACCGGGGUGAAGCCAGAAGAUAGGAUCUUCAUACCUAUUGAGUCCGAACACCGUUUGACCGUUACGGCGGUGCAAGAGCAUACGGUUGAAAGGGUUGAGCUUGCUGGAGCAGAGAAAGACAGGACGACAAAACGACGCAAGACGUUGCUCGAGGAAGAAAUACUGCCGCAAGGUUAUGAGAGCGAGGCUAAGGUCAGCGAGCUCGAAGAGACAGCUACCCUUGCAGGCAAGAAACGGAAAGAUGCUCGACCUGGCACCGAGGGUGUUCCAGCAGAUCCAGAUGUCCUUGCAUCCCGAGAUUUCCUAAGGCCAAAAUCAACGAGAAAGUCUUCCGUUAGCCGCGUGCCGUCUACUCCGAAUGCUGAACCAGAUGAUGUGCCAAAUUCAAAUCAGGCCGCAAACGAAGACCUUACUGAGGCUCUAGCUGCGGAACUCGCAACAUUUACACAAGGCGCUGUUGAAGUCAACAAUGAUUCCCGCAAGGCCUCACUCGCCACGAGAGACUACAUGGAAGAAGCAAAUAAAGUCAUGCAGUUUAUUCGAUCCCGAGGAAAGCCGAAGCCUGCCGCCACGAUCCCGGAAAUCCGUGAGCCAACAGAGAUGUCAGAGAUCAAUCCAGAUUCCAUCCUGGAUCUGGACCUGGACGCCGAGUCCACUAAAGACGAUUUCUCACGGCCGCCAUCACGGGAUCACACACCAAAGCCGGCCGUCGAUCGCCGCCAUGCGCGGCAUGAUUCACGCACAGCAAGCUACCUGCGAAAGUAUCGCGAUGAAGAUGACUUGGAUGCUUUGGGUGGCACUUCGGUAUUUGGUACGCUCGCUACAGCAACGAACAAAGUUCAAUCCGAGGUGGUGGAAACAUUUGCUGUCGAAGAGAUUCAGGAAAGCGACCCUCCCAACAUGCGCAUUCUGAACCCAUCUGAGACUAUGAGGAAGCGCAAAUACUCAAGUUCUACCGUUGGUCAGGACCCGACCCUGAACCUGCAAUCGGCCGCCCACAAUUCCGGCCACAGUUCGACCCAGCAUUCUUUCCCUACACAGUCAUCCGCCUCCGGCAACAAAGGCGUCAUAUCGUCAGGAAGUGUGUCCAUCCCGGAUAAUAUUGGCACGAUGACAUUCGACCAUGAAAAGAAGAUCUGGGUCAAGAAGAUGUCGGGGUCCAAGCCUCAGAGCAGGCGUGAACAGCAGACUUCAACCGAGCCUGACCCAUUUGAGGACAUACCUGAUCUCAGUAUCGACGAACAACAAGAGCUCCAAGCCAAAGCUCGCGCUUCCAAGCUGGCUGGACCCCAGGAGAACGAACACGCAACUGAAGAUGAGGCGCAGAACAACAAGAACAACUUGCCGACUCCUCCAAAGACCUCACCUGUGACCGCGGCAAGCGUCGAGGAGCGUGACAUGGCCGUAUCAGAAGCUGAAGACAAUACUGUGGAGAUAAUACGAAGUUCUCUCCGCUCAAAGACCUCAGAGCAUGAAGCAAAUCUCCACAACGGCAUCCCAUCCAAACCCCCCAGUCAGCUCAAGGACGAUCGGAGGCAAGCGCGGGUCGUCACAAUCGCUUUCUCGUCGCCGGUGGUCUCGGGCGUCAAUUACGCCAAUCUUUCCGAAGAAGACUUUAGCGAGUUGCCACGAGAGGAGGACCUGCCUCUGGACGAUUCCGAGAUUCAUCUUGAAGAUGAAGAUAGGGAAGACAUUACACGACAGAGAUCCACCACAGCACCGAUGCUUCCGCACAUAAAGCUAGGCUCGGUGCCGGUCCUCGACCAUGAGCAAGCAAAUAACUUCCAGCCUCGGACUAUCUCACCUAUUCUGGAAGACGACGAGGAGCAGCUCGAUCCGCGGCUCAGCCUGAUACACGUCAAGCAAUCUAAGGUCGUAACGCCAGCGCCGAAUAGGUCCAUUGCGAAGCUCCAGAAGGGCGCGAACAAAGCUUCAAGCAUUCUUUGCCUAACGCCUUUAUCGGACUUCUCGGUUCACCAACUUGACAGGUCGAAAGACCUCGAUCAGAGCUAUGUUGAAGAAAGAAAGCAUCCGCACGCUUUGCGCCAGGCCCAUGGCUCGUUGGCCCUUGCUGUCGAUGAGCUUGUCAAAGCGAUAACCGACGCUGCUCCUGAUGAGCUAUUCUGGGACCAACUUCGAAGCCUGGACCUGGCUCCGAGCAGCGUGUCCUCGGUUCACAGCUUGAAGGAAUAUUGUCCCGUCUUGGAAGAACUGGCGAUGCCGGGCAACCCAAUAUCACAGCUUGGUGGACUGCCGACGUCGUUGCGCGUUCUCGACAUCCACCAGAGUAUGGUUAAUGACCUGUCUUCGUGGGGUCAUUUGCAAAACUUGCAAUAUCUAGAUGUAUCCAGCUGUCAGCUUGAGAGUUUGGAGGCUUUCAGCUCAUUAGUCCAUUUGCGCAAGUUGAAGGCGAACAACAAUCGUAUCUCAAACAUCGACGGCAUCCUGGACCUCGACGGGCUUCUUGAGCUCGAGCUCAGCAACAAUGAGAUGACCCACGUCGACUUUCAAGGGUGUGGAUUGAGCCGACUGAAGAAACUAGACUUGAGCCAGAACCAACUGGAAGACAUCACAAACCUCAGUCUUUUGCCUGGCCUUGAUGAGCUAGACGUCUCUCACAACGCCAUUCGGAGUUUCUCACAAACCGAGCAAAUGGCACUGUGGAAGCUGGAAAUCGCCCACAAUGAACUCGAAGUGUUUGGUUUAAAGCACAUGGCAGCCCUUCGUUAUCUGGAUCUGGACUGCAACAAGAUUAAGGCUCUACACGGUUUAAGCUCUGCCUACCACCUCGAAUUUCUUUCGCUGAGAGAGCAGAGAGAAAAGUCUACGAUUGUCGAAUCUGUCCUGAGCACUCCGAAUGAGUGCCGACACAUCCGCUUAUCGUCGAAUUCUGUGGUCAAUGGCACUUUCAUCCUGCCAGCAGCGCCUCAAAACAAUCUUCGUGAGCUCGAAAUCGCUGCCUGUGGCAUCACGGAUCUCCCAGAACGGUUCGGUCUAUUCUUCCCCAAUUGCCGGUAUCUAAAUGCGAACUUCAACGCUAUCAAAGAUGUGGGGCCACUCCGGAAGAUGGUGCAUCUGAAUACCUUGCUGCUGGCCAGAAAUCGCAUCCAAAAACUGAGGCGGACGUGUCUUGUCAUGUCUAGGCUUCCAUCGCUGAAGCAGAUUGACCUCCGAGACAAUCCCUUGACCGUGGGAUUUUACAGUCCUGCAACUGGCCAUGUCCAUCCAUGUGAGGCACGAUACCGUCUGCCUGCAGGCUCAGAUGCAGAGGAUGCUACAUGGAUGAAAGUGCUCGAUGAGAUAACGGGGCUGAAAAGACGUACCAUUGAGUUGCUGCUUGCUGAGCACUGCAAAGAACUCGUGCACCUUGAUGGACUUGCUCUUCAGCGAGAGCGGUUGGUGGCCCAUGACGAAACGUGGACCAGGCUGACCAGUAAGGGAGUGCUCCUGAAGCGGACUCCUGGUGUCAUCAACGAAGUCGGGAGUCAGGGCGGCUGUGGAGGUGGUGCUAAUGAUGGUGGCUUUGCCCAGCAAGCGCCGCGUGCUAAUGAUGAAGAUGUGUUUGACGGAUGA